Molecule: messenger RNA, 1257 nt
Organism: Epithele typhae
Lineage: Eukaryota; Fungi; Basidiomycota; Agaricomycetes; Polyporales; Epitheliaceae
Product: acid protease
Exons: 6
Coding region: 1-1257 (418 amino acids)
Biological process (GO): proteolysis
Molecular function (GO): aspartic-type endopeptidase activity
Source: RefSeq, a predicted model, not a curated record
AUGACUUCCCUCGCUCUCUGCGCGGUCGUCCUUGCCCUCGCAGGGGAUUCUGUCAUCGCUAAGCCUGUCCAGCGCGCCACAUCCUCUCACAUUUCGCUCCCCUUCGCCCGCCGAAUGAACACCACAGGCAUCCCCAACCUCCUUGCGGUGGACCAGGCCCGCGCCAAGGCGCUGAAGAACCGCUCGUCGUCCAAGGGUACGAAGACUUCGGCUCGCUCCCCGCUGGCCCCGGCUAUCAACGUACCUGCGGACAACCAGGUCGUGGACUACGUCGCGACCGUGCUUGUUGGCAACCCGCCGACUGAGUUCUUUUUGCUGAUCGACACCGGAAGUUCGAACACCUGGGUCGGGGCGACGACGCCGUUCACGGUGACCAGCACGACGGUGGACACGGGGAACGAGGUCGAAGUCAUCUACGGCUCCGGGUUCUUUUUUGGCGAGGAGGUCACCGAUCAAGUUCAGCUGGCGAACGGUCUCACGAUCACGAACCAAUCCAUCGGUGUCGCUGAACUCGCCUUCGGGUUCGACGGCGUCGACGGUAUCCUGGGGAUCGGACCCGUCGACCUCACCGUCGACACGCUCUUCCCCGACGACACGGACACAGUCCCGACGGUCAUUGACAAUGCCUUUGCACAGGGCCUAAUCGAUGAGCGUCUCAUCGGCAUCUCGUUUGAACCCACCGAUACGAUCGAAGCCCUCAACGGAGAGCUGACGUUCGGCGGAAUCAACACGAACAAGUUCACCGGGGAGAUGACCUUCGUACCGAUCACGAGCACGGCGCCUGCGAGCGAGUUCGUCGGUAUCGACCAGACUGUCACCUAUGGCGCGGCCGGCACUCCCAUCCUUGCGACCACUGCCGGCAUCACUGACACCGGUACCACCCUCCUGCUGCUCGCCACCGAUGCCAUCGAGGCCUACCAGACCGCGACUGGCGCUGUCCUCGAUGACACGGUCGGCCUCCUCCGCCUCACCCCCGACCAGUUCGCCAGCCUCGAGAGCCUUUUCUUCCAAAUCGGCGACACGACGUUCGAGUUCACGCCCAACGCGCAGAUCUUCCCCCGCGCGCUCAACACCGCGAUCGGCGGCACGGACGACUUCGUGUACCUCAUCGCGGCCGACCUCGGCUCCCCAAGCGGGGAGGGCUUCGACUUUGUCGACGGCAUGACCUUCCUAGAGCGCUUCUACUACGUGUUCGACUCCGCGAACAGCCAGGUCGGCUUUGCGACCACGGAGUUCACCGACUCGACGAUCAACUAG